Molecule: messenger RNA, 4042 nt
Organism: Candoia aspera
Lineage: Eukaryota; Metazoa; Chordata; Lepidosauria; Squamata; Candoiidae
Gene: ACBD4
Product: acyl-CoA binding domain containing 4
Exons: 11
Coding region: 263-1333 (356 amino acids)
Biological process (GO): fatty acid metabolic process
Cellular component (GO): cytoplasm
Molecular function (GO): fatty-acyl-CoA binding
Source: RefSeq, a predicted model, not a curated record
GGAAAAGGGGAUCAUAGCUGUGAAGCGGACUUAGGGAACCCCAGAUGGGCAUUAGGUGCCGGAGAUACGGUCCUUGCGGCAAGCUGGUGCCCGCCCGGCAGAGAUCUUUGUGGCAGGCCGAGAAAGACGGAAGUAAAGGCCGGGGCUUCCACGCUGACACAGAAACAAAGGAAUCCUGAAAUGCAGCAACAGAAAGCGACUGCAGGCCAGCCGAUGCAAAAGGAAAAAGGGAUCAGGAGGGGGCAAUGGAGACUAGGUACCAAUGGGGUUGAAGACAGAAGAAACAAAUUGCCAGAAGCAGUUUGAAGCAGCUGUCCAGGUCAUUCAAGGCUUGCCCAAGAAUGGUUCCUACCGCCCUUCGUAUGAAGAAAUGCUAUGUUUCUACAGUUACUACAAGCAAGCAACAGUGGGUCAAUGCCAGAUCCCAAGACCAGGAUUUUGGGAUCCUAUUGGCAGGUAUAAAUGGGAUGCCUGGAAUAGCUUGGGAAAGAUGACCAAAGAGGAUGCCAUGGCUGCUUAUGUUAUGGAAAUGAAGAAGGCUGCCCAGAAGGUCAUCAACACUGUGCCGAUGGACGAAGCAUCAGAGGACAUGUUUGUAUACUUUGAACCCCUCUAUGAAGUGAUUGAUGAUAUGCCCAGACCCCCCGAAUCCUUCUUCAAGAAUAAAUCAGCUAAACUGGACUCGGAGACUGCCUCUUUGCAAAAUAGUUCAUUAAAUGGACUUGCUGAAAUCUGUCCAAAUCUACCGGUGUAUGGAGAGUGCAAGCAAGCAGGACCUGGCCUUGCCAAUAAAGCUAUGAAGAGCAGCCAAGUGACCAGUGAUUCAGAGAAAGAGGUGUUCUGUGAUAGCCUAGAACAAGUGGAGCCUCAUCAGGCCAGAAGACGGUCAGCCAAACAAAGCUUUCCCUUGAGCAACCCUCCCGGAAGUCGAGCUGCGGAGAAAAGGGGGUCUGCAAUGGAUCUUUCGGCUCCAUCUCAUCUUACACACCCGCAGACUGCCCCAGCUGAGAUCAGCAGCAGUCCUGAAGCCAUCAGAGAGCGCCAGGCAGGUGUCUUGACCCAGAAGGAUAUAACCCUGCAGGCGAUGAGCACCAUUCAAGCUUUGCAACGGGAUAUGAAGAAAGUGAUGGAAAGACUCAGCUACUUGGAAUCAUGGGCAGCUUUGCAGCAGCAUCCAUCCAUGAUGAACCCUUGUCUGUCAGCCAAAGUACCUGAUGCAAAGGAACUGCCAAGUUGGCCUGUGCACCUGUCUCCUCAUACCUGGUUUUUCUUGUUGGCUUGGCCUUUUGUUGUCCAGUGGCUACUUUGGUGCUUCCAGAGACAGAAGAGAUGAAUUCCUUAUUGUCAUUUAAUAAUAUUAAAGGAGAAAAACUCCUUGGAAAUGGCUGGAAAUAUCAGUUUGAACUCCAAACAUUGGACUCCUACCAGCACUUACCAAUGACCAUACUUUUUCAUCUUUAUCAAUCUACCUUGCUACAAUCCUGUGGUUCACAGAGGAAGAUAUUUAAUACACUUUGAUUUUUUACCAACUAAAUGUAAAGCAAAGAUAAAGAUGAGUGCAAAGGAAAAUUCAAGUACAGAGUCCUUAUUCAGUCAGCAUGAAGAAAGGUGCAAAGGGAAAAUGAUGCUUUAACAGACAAGAUAUAUCCUAAUAAGCCAAUGGACUUUAACUUUGCAGUGGUGUGCUAAAAAAGUAACCCUUAACCCUGCAAGACUCUGAAAUGAGGUGGUAUGGGUAUGGUAAACAAACUUUUAACUAGUCCAGGAAAGGAACAUUUCUGCUACCAGCUGCCCAACACCUAAGGAGAAAUGAACGUGGCAAUGUCUUUUUUUGUCCCAGGUGGCCUAAAAUCAUUCCAGCUGUAAAAAAUAGUUUGAUGCUAAAUAAAGAAGCUGUGGUCUCCUUCCUUGUCUCUAACACCUACUUCUUCCAAAAAUCUGGUUAAAAAAAGAGUUCCCAAGGAGAGAUUUCUGUUCUACUUCUCAUUUGCCUGCGCUUCCUGUUCCAACCAAGGGAUCAAAAAUUGGGAACACUGGCCAAGCUCUUAGUCCAAGGGCAUACAGUGAGCAUCAUGCUAUCGAGAAGACAAUAUAAUGGACGGAGCCUUCCAUAGCUGCUGCUAUCAGGUUCUCACCAUCUAUUCUAGAAACAAGAGAUUGACAACUUGACAUGGUAAUGACUAAUCUCAUGCAUCAACUUAAAGGCAGAGGGAAGAAUCCCUCUGAGAAUGAACAGUGAUGCCUUUCCCUCCACACUGAGGUUCCUCACCACCUGUCUCUUCACUUUGGGAGCAAUGCAUAUAGUUAACAUAAAAAUAGUCCUGCAUCCAGUUCUGAGGAUUACAAGAAGGCUACCAACAGAAUGAACCAUAUUCAGAAGUUUAUUGAUAAAGACAUCAGGGAGUCAUAGAUCCAGUCAAAUCCAAUAAGGAAAAUCUAAAGGAGUUAUUUGGUAUGCCUUGCCUGAAUAAGAAAUAAUUAAAAGGCUGUCACAUAGCUGAAGGAGCAAAUUUACCUUAUGUUGCUCAAGAGAGUUGGACCUGAACCGAUUCAAAUUAUAAGAACGGAUUCCGAGUAAACAUUAGGAGCUAAGUGUAGCAUUGUAUGAGUAGACUUUUUUUUCUCUGCUUCCACGCAACCCUCUGCAUGCCACUAUCAGCUCCAGAGGGUAUCUUAGUUUUCCGAAGUAAAUCAGAGUUGUAUAUAUUGGCUUUCAAGGGGAUUGAUGGCCUGAUAUACCACUGGAUAAGCUAAGAAGAACUACCUGACAGUACAAACCGACAGUGGAAUAGAGUGCCUCAGAAGACAAUGGACUGUUUUUAAGCAUAUAUUUCAAGGCAGAAAUUUACUGUAACACUACAUUUACAGCAUUGACAUACAUGAUUUUUGAGGUCCCCUUCAUCUUUAUGUCUGGGUUUCAAUUUGCUAAGAAUUGUUUGUGUUAACUAUGAAUUGUUAACCAUAAUUGCCUGGAUCAUAUAAGCUGCUAAACAAACUGGUUUAUAGGCUACAUGACCGAGUUCAUAUAUCACACUAAAUCAAACCCAAACAAACUAUAUUAUGGAUGGGUUCAGACACUGCUAAGUUGGAGUGAAGGAGAACUGGCAGCCUCAAAGAUUCUUUUCUGUGGAUCUCAGACCUUGUCUUAAAAAAUCAGCAGCUUUCCACUGUUUUGAGGUGGGAAAACCAUAACAACUGUUGCAAAUUCUUAACAUAGGCUUUCUCAGACUAGGAAAAGAAAUGGAAAAUUCCAUUCUGCUCAUAUACAUAAUAAUUACCAUAUCCAUUUUGUAUCAUUGCUCCACACACUGUAUUCCUUAUCUCCAACAAAAACGUUAAAUACGGCCCCUGAUCUCCAAAUGGUUGCUAAUCCCUGCACCAUCAUAAUAUGGUUUGUUUAGGUUUUGGCUUGGUGCAACACGUGAAUCUUAUUGAUGUAAUUUGUUCAUGUUGUAUGAAUCCAACUUUUUUUAAAUCACAGUUAAUUGCAGUGGAGGGCAAGCAAAGUUCCUGUGCUGUAUGUAGCCUCAGCUGUCUUUCUGCAGUCCCUAGAAUACCCUUUCCCUGUGAUCACCAGAAGAGUGAUAUUUUGAAACUCACAAAAAUAAUAGUGUAAUAUCUAAAAUAGUAUAACAGGUUUUUAAAAUUACCCCCAACCUCCUGGAAAAAAAUGGAAAAAUCCUAGUCCUGUCACUAUCUGAUGUGGCCACCUCUUGUUGCCCCAUGUUAAAUGUGGUGUACAACAAAAGAUGACCCACCUCUGACUUACGGUUUAGCAUGCAGGUGAGCCCAGCUAUUAUAGCAUAUUCAUUAACCAUUUUUGGCUUACAGCAGAAUUAGUUGACUUUUUUGUGACAUGGGAGCUGCACUUUUAAUUGUUAAAAUUUUAGGGGCUUAAGACCAUAGGGGUAUGUGGCCAGUCAUGCACUGAUAUAUCAAAAUGGGCAGGCCUGAAAUGUUCACCUCUUCUGUGGAGGCUUCAAGGUAGAUUUCAAGUCAAAAUAGAUGUAUUAAAGCUUAGCAGUGCCAAAAGGUACAAAAA